AUGGGGUGGCCAUCAAGACCUCGGAUGCGGAGGCCACACCUAAAGUCCAAGAAUGGCUGUCUUAACUGCAGAAAACGUCGAGUAAAGGAAGCCCUUCCUGAGAUUGGUUUUCGAUAUCCAUUCGUCUUGCAUGCUUUACUAGGCCUCGCCGCCCUACAUAUUGCCUACCAAUCUCCAACAGAGCGAACGCGAAGUUGGCUAGUUGGCAUGCAUCAUCAUAACGAGGCCUUGACUGGGUUUCAGAAAGAGAUUUCUCUCAUCACCGAAGAGAACAGCGAAGCGUUAUUUACAUGGUCUAUAUGCAACGUUCUAUAUAUCUUUGCUACAUCCAAUCCACUUCGGCAGCUUGUAGACGGAAACCCUAGGUCGUCGACAUCAGUACAGAAGGAGAAGGUUUUAGGUACAGAAUGGAUUCCUAUGAUCCGUGGUUUGAGGGCUGUGCUUGAACCUACCCAUAAUUACUUCCGUUCUGGGAGAAUGAAGGCUAUAAUGAGUCUGGGUAAUUGGGGUGAACUCGACCCGGAUCAAGACAGCCAGGGCCCUGAAGACGCCUAUUUCUGUCGCGCCCGUGAGUCUUGGGGCAACUCCGAUCGUGCCGAAGUCUAUGAAGAGGCGCUGCAAAUCCUUCGCAAAUGUCGACUUUACUCGUCGCAGUUCCGCGAAAUGGACUCGGAGACAAGAAGCAACUGGGGAUAUAACAAAGAGUGGUCUGCGCCUCUGAUAUUCAUUCAUUUUGCACCCGACUCAUACUUCUCCCUCCUGCAGCAGAGACAGCCGCCAGCUUUAAUCCUGUUUUCCCUGUUUGGAGCACUCCUGCAUGGCGUGAGGAAUUACUGGUUCUUAGAAGGCUGGGGGAAAGCGAUAGUGGAAGUAAUAGCAGAUGUCCUUGGGAGCUACUGGAAAGAAUGGUUGCUAUGGCCUUUGCAGGUCAUUCAGGACUAA
Fusarium odoratissimum NRRL 54006 is the source of this 942-nucleotide messenger RNA. RefSeq lists its product as uncharacterized. NCBI's taxonomy places the organism in Eukaryota, Fungi, Ascomycota, Sordariomycetes, Hypocreales, Nectriaceae. Gene Ontology annotation, biological process: regulation of transcription by RNA polymerase II. Bases 1 to 942 code for a protein of 313 amino acids. Gene Ontology annotation, molecular function: DNA-binding transcription activator activity, RNA polymerase II-specific. The transcript has 2 exons. The record is from RefSeq and is a predicted model, not a curated record.